CUUUGCAAGCAGUGAGCAGCUGAAGUUUUCUACAGUUACAAAUGGAGAUCAUGCAGACAUCAUGAUUGCUCACUGCCCUGUAUACAGAGACCUGGCAGCGAAACUGAAACUUUGUAUUUACUAAACAAGAACUCCUCAUUCUAAACUCCUCAUUCUCCACCCUGGUUGCCCUGGACCCUGGCAACCACCUCCCUGCCAAGGACAAAGGGAAGACCUCUCUUCGAGUAAAGUUAAUUCUUCACAGAAUAAGGUCUUCUAGAUCCAAUCCCGCUUCUUUUUGUUCAUCUACCGGGUUUCCAUCUUACUAAUACUUUGCAAGUGACGGUGGUGAUCUGCCCUUGAGUGAGGUGCAUCUUUAUCAAAUGCCUGCCACUAACGAGCAUCUGAGAUGACUUUAACUCACGUGCUCCUGGAAUGAAGAAGUAAUGCUGCGGAUCUAUGAUGUACAAAACAUAUUUAAUGUUGGCAGAAAAGUGUUUGCAUUUGUAAAACAGCUUUCCAUUUGAUUUCCAGUUUUUACUCUCAAACUAUAUGAUUUCCACAGGAGAGAUCUAAUGGAGCCCAUUUUACACAUGAGUAAACUGCCGUUCUUAAUCGUCUGACUUUAUUGGUAAGGGGAUGACGCACAUGUGCUCCCUAAAGCUCUGAAUAAGCUGACCGCACACAAGGCCAUAAAGAACAAAGACAUGCUGCAAAACGACGGGCAGCACCGGGAGUGGUAUUGAAAGACUUUCCUCGGUUGAAAAGGAAGCCUGAGGAGCAUAUAAGAAAGCUCUGUACACUUGCAGACAGGAUUGAGCAGGUCCACAGAGGCUGCACCAUCCCCAGUGUGGUGUUCAGUACUGCAGGUGUUGCUUCUGACGUCCUGACCAUCCUGGCCUGGCUCUGGCACCGUGACAGAAGGAGCUAGUCUGAUGCUCUUGAAAACUGGCAUAGUGCUGGGAACAGCGGUUUCUGUGAGUGGUAUUAACACCAGCAUCAUAGAACACUCAGUGACAUUUUCUGAAGCAUCCAAAGCCAUCAGCCUGGUCAUAGGCAACACUGGCCUAGUGAAGGGGAUGCAGGAGUUUGUAGGUGAGAACAUCCUUGACUUUGUUUCCUUAUCUGACCAUGUGUACCAAGUCGCAGAAGACGUUGGGAGGGCCAUCCGUGCCAUCAGACGAGCCAGAGUCAUCCCUCCCUUAGUGGCCAAUGCCAUGCACCCCUUGGCAACUCGACGAGUCUCAGCUGGAACUGGUGCACAGGUGGAGAGAGCUGCUGAAGGCACUGCUCUUGCAAUGAGCAGAUGAGCCUGGGUCAGGGGUGCAGCCACCAGAGGUGUCUUCCUUCUACUGAAUAUGGUCAGCCUUGUGUUUAUCUGGGAGGCCAGAGGACGUGUCUGGUUAUUACACAGGUGCACAGCUGGAGGUGGGAUCCACACAGCUCGGAACAGCUGGAUCUUGCUCAGUCUCUGUCAGGGGAAGAUUCCUCGGAGGACCACACUGUGUCGACCCUCUAUUCCUGCCCCAGGAGGAGGCCCCGCAGUGACAUGGAGGGAGCUGCUUUGCUGAGACUCUUUGUCCUCUGCAUCUGGACAAGCGGACUUUUCCUUGGUGUGGGAGUGAGGGCAGAGGAAGCUGCAGCGAGGGUGCAGCAAAACCAUCCAGGUGGGACAGAUACAGGAGAUCCUCAAGAGAGCAACGUUUCUCUUGAGGGUUACCUUAAUUAUUUCCAGAAAAACGUGAGCCCACAGGAGAUGCUACUCCUGCUGAGUGACAAUAAAGCCUGGGAGAGAGUGGUGGCUACUGCUGAACUGCCCAGGGAUGAGGCAGAUGAACUCUAUAAAGCUCUGAACAAGCUUAUAAGACACAUGGUCAUAAAAGACAAAAACUGGCUCGAAGAAGUCCAGCAGCACAGAAAGCGCUUUUUGGAAGAGUUUCCUCGGUUGGAAAGGGAGCUUCAGGAUAAAAUAAGAAGGCUCUGCGACCUUGCAGGUGAGGUUCAGAAGGUCCACAAAGGCGCCACCAUCGCCAAUGCGUUCUCCAGCACUCUCGGCGUUGCCUCUGGUGUCCUGACCUUCCUCGGCAUGGGCCUGGCACCCUUCACAGCGGGGAGCAGCCUUGUGCUCUUGGAAUCUGUGACGGAGUUGGGAAUCGCAGCCGCCUUGACCGGGAUUACCAGCGGUAGCGUGGAAUACGCAAAGAAGCGGUCGGCACAAGCCGAAGCCCAUGAACUGGUCAACAAAAGCCUUGACACGGUGGAGGAGAUGAACGAGUUUCUGUAUCACAACAUACCCAACUUUAUUUCCUUACGUGUCAAUCUUGUCAAAUUCACAGAAGACACUGGGAAGGCCAUCCGUGCCAUCAGGCAAGCCAGAGCCAACCCUCACUCAGUACCACAUGUCCCAGCCUCACUCCACCGGGUCACUGAGCCAGUCUCAGCUACAAGCUUUGAAGAGAUGGAGAGAGUUGGAGAGAUGGAGAGAGUUGGAGAGAUGGAGAGAGUUGCUGAAUCCCGCACCACGGAGGUGAUCAGAGGAGCCAAGAUCGUUGAUAAGGUCUUUGAAGGCGCCCUUUUCGUGCUGGAUGUAGUCGGCCUCGUGUGCCAGCUAAAGCACUUACAUGAGGGGGCAAAGUCAAAGACAGCUGAGGAGCUGAAGAAGGUGGCUCAGGAGCUGGAGAAGAAGCUAAACAUUCUCAACAAGAAGUAUGAGACUCUGCGCCAAGAACCGUGACCACAGGGCAGGGCAACCACCAGGGGAGAGAUGCCUGGGAUGGGCCAAGACAAAAUGCAAACUUUUUUUUUCUUUUUUUGAGACAUAGUCUCGCUCUGUCGCCAAGUUGGAGUGCAAUGGCGCGAUCUC
Messenger RNA from Cercocebus atys (sooty mangabey), 2842 nucleotides. It is a transcript of the gene APOL1, whose product is annotated as apolipoprotein L, 1. Gene Ontology annotation, molecular function: lipid binding. NCBI's taxonomy places the organism in Eukaryota, Metazoa, Chordata, Mammalia, Primates, Cercopithecidae. Bases 1286 to 2713 code for a protein of 475 amino acids. The record is from RefSeq and is a predicted model, not a curated record. The transcript is spliced from 8 exons. Gene Ontology annotation, cellular component: membrane; extracellular region. Gene Ontology annotation, biological process: lipoprotein metabolic process; lipid transport.